Messenger RNA from Fraxinus pennsylvanica, 3555 nucleotides. NCBI's taxonomy places the organism in Eukaryota, Viridiplantae, Streptophyta, Magnoliopsida, Lamiales, Oleaceae. The record is from the annotation of a GenBank genome assembly.
AUGGAAAGGAUGAAUGUCUUGAUGAUAAUUUUACUGGUGGUUUUAGUGUUUGAAGGUAAUUAUUGUGAAAGAGCGUUUUCCACCACUGUAACAUACGAUAGCAAGGCAUUGGUUAUUGAUGGAAAGAGGAGAAUUUUACAGUCAGGGUCUGUUCAUUAUCCUCGAACCACGCCUGAUGUGUGGCCGGAAAUCAUUAGGAAGGCGAAGGAAGGGGGAUUGGACGUGAUUGAGACUUAUGUUUUUUGGAAUUAUCACGAGCCUGUCAGAGGAGAGUACUAUUUUGAGGGCAGGUUUGACCUCGUACAGUUCGUGAAGACAGUGCAGGACGCUGGCCUCUUUGUGCACCUGAGAAUAGGUCCCUAUGCUUGUGCAGAAUGGAACUAUGGGGGAUUCCCAGUCUGGUUGCACUUUAUUCCUGGAAUACAGUUUCGAACCACGAAUGACCUUUUCAAGAAUGAAAUGAAGCGUUUUCUUGCAAAGAUAAUUAACUUGAUGAAGGAUGAGAAUCUCUUUGCAUCACAAGGAGGACCAAUCAUUCUUUCACAGGUGGAGAAUGAAUAUGGAAAUGUCGAACCUGCUUAUGGCGUAGGUGGAGUAUUAUAUGUUAAAUGGGCUGCAGAAACAGCUGUCCAGCUUAAUACCACCGUCCCUUGGGUGAUGUGUGCCCAAGAAGAUGCACCCGAUCCAAUUAUAAAUACUUGCAAUGGCUUUUAUUGUGAUCGGUUCUCUCCAAAUUCACCUUCCAAACCAAAAAUGUGGACUGAGAACUAUUGUGGAUGGUUCCUCGCAUUUGGAUAUGCUGUUCCUUAUCGACCUGUUGAAGACCUGGCUUUUGCUGUUGCACGCUUUUUUGAAACAGGUGGGACUUUCCAAAACUAUUACAUGUAUUUUGGAGGCACCAACUUUGGAAGAACCGCAGGUGGUCCUUUGGUUGCAACAAGUUAUGAUUAUGAUGCUCCAAUAGAUGAGUAUGGUUUUAUCAGGCAACCGAAGUGGGGCCACCUGCGUGACCUACAUUUUGCAAUUAAGCAGUGUGAAGAAUAUUUAGUGAAUUCCAAUCCAACUCAAAUUUCUCUUGGCGUGAAUCUUGAGGCACAUGUGUACUAUAGAUCCUCCAAUGACUGUGCAGCCUUUCUUGCUAAUUACGGUAGCUCUUCGGAUGGUACUGUCAAAUUCAAUGGAAAUUCAUACUUCCUGCCUGCAUGGUCUGUCAGCAUUCUUCCCGAUUGUAAGAAUGUUAUAUUCAACACGGCGAAGGUUGCUUCACAAAAAACUAGUGGUGAUGAUGUUUUCACUCACAGCACUAUGCUCGAGUCUUCACUAGCAUCGUCAGCUUGGAGUUGGUAUAAAGAAAAAGUGGGCAUUUGGGGAAAUAAUUCAUUUGAGGCAUCGCGUUUACUGGAGCAGAUAAAUACGACAAAAGAUACAAGUGAUUUUCUAUGGUACACAACAAGCAUAAAUGUGGAUGAGAAAAUCAAGCAAAAUCAAACACAAGAAUUAGGCUUGCUUAUUGGGAGUUUAGGACAUGCAGCUCUUGUUUUUGUAAACAAAAGACUAGUAGGAUUUGGCUAUGGUAAUCAUGAUGAUGCCAGCUUUCUGCUGACAGAAAAAAUUAGCCUUCACAGUGGAAGUAAUACAUUAGAUGUGCUAAGUAUGAUGAUCGGCUUACAGAAUUAUGGACCAUGGUUUGAUAUCCAAGGGGCGGGAAUUUAUUCUGUUAUUCUCACCGAUUUGAAGAAUUCUGAGGAGGAUCUUUCUUCCACACAGUGGACUUAUCAGGUGGGUCUUGAAGGGGAAUUUCUUGGACUUGAUAACAUAUCUCUUGCAAAUAGUUCAGUAUGGACUCAGGGGAGUGACAUACCAAUCAAUCAGAGUUUGAUAUGGUACAAGGCUAUAUUCCUCACUCCCGAGGGAAAGGGUCCUGUGUCAUUGAAUCUUGCUAGCAUGGGGAAGGGUCAGGUAUGGGUCAAUGGGCAGAGUAUAGGACGGUAUUGGUCUACUUAUCUCUCACCAUCAACUGGCUGUUCAGAGAAUUGUGACUACAGGGGAGCUUAUAAUGCAUCCAAAUGUUUGAGGAAGUGUGGUCAACCAGCUCAAACAUUGUAUCAUAUACCACGCUCUUGGUUAUAUCCUGGCGAGAACUUAUUGGUUAUACAUGAAGAGCUAGGCGGUGAUCCUUCAAAAAUAUCUUUAUCGACUCGAAACGCGCUAGUGAUAUGUGGCCAUGUAUCGGAGGCUGACCUUCCACCAACUGAUACUUGGAAAGCACAAUUGGGUUUCAUAGCCCAAACUCCUGAACUGCGACUGGCAUGUGAGGAAGGAUGGAAAAUUGCUGCUAUUCGUUUUGCUAGCUUUGGUACCCCUGGAGGAAACUGUGGAGCAUUCAGUCAAGGGGAUUGUCAUGCCAAUAUAACAUCAAUUGUUCAGCAGGUUUGUGUUGGGAAGCAUAGAUGUUCGGUUCCCAUGUCGACAACAAAACUAGGAGAUCCAUGUCCUAGUGUGCUGAAAAGCUUGGCAAUUGAAGCUCUUUGCAGUGGUCUUCUGCCCCGCCACGUUAAUUCCAUAUUCAUUUCGAAUGGUUUUCUAUCACCGAUUCAGAUUUUGAAGAGAUAUGGGCCGGGUUCUUCUUAUCUUCCGUACUACUCUCAGAUUGCAGUAAUGGGUGUGCUUGAGCCGCGGUGGAUAUGGAGGGCAAUGGUUUUCUUGCUAAUUAUUUGGGAAGCUCAUGGUUGGGGAAAAGAAGGCCACUUUGCCAUUUGCAAAAUUGCUGAGGAUUAUCUUACUGAAGAUGCUUUGACCUCAAUCAAAGCAUUGCUUCCAGACAGUGCUGAAGGUGACUUUGCUGCUGUUUGCUCCUGGGCAGAUGAGGUUAAGCACCAUUACCACUAUCGCUGGAGUAGUCCUUUACAUUAUGUUGAUACACCUGACUUUAGGUGCAACUACAAGUAUUGCAGAGAUUGCCAUGACACUCACGGACACAAAGAUAGGUGUGUCACUGGAGCAAUUUAUAACUAUACCAAGCAGCUUGAGUCAGCUUCUCGUGAUUCUGAUUCAUUAGGAUUAAAAUACAACUUGACAGAGGCACUCAUGUUCUUAUCGCAUUUUGUUGGUGAUGUCCAUCAGCCACUGCAUGUUGGUUUUAUUGGAGACGAGGGUGGAAACACAAUAAAAGUCCGUUGGUACAGGAGGAAAACUAAUUUGCACCAUGUAUGGGAUACUAUGAUAAUUGAAUCAGCCAUGAAGACAUUCUAUAACAAAGAUCUCAAUGAAAUGAUUCAAUCCAUUCAGAGCAAUAUCACUGAGGAUUGGUUGGCUGAUGUUCCAUCUUGGGAAAAUUGCAAUGCUACAGUUUGUCCAGAUACGUAUGCCUCGGAAAGCGUUAAUUUAGCAUGUAAGUUUGCUUACAGAAAUGCCACACCAGGAAGCACUUUAGGAGAUGAUUACUUUCUCUCUCGGAUGCCAGUUGUAGAGAAGCGAUUGGCUCAAAGUGGGGUCCGUUUGGCAGUUAUUCUCAACCAAAUUUUUGCAUCACGCCCAUCAAUUGCAAAAGAAUGA